Messenger RNA from Symbiodinium sp. CCMP2456, 398 nucleotides. The record is from the annotation of a GenBank genome assembly. Lineage: Eukaryota; Dinophyceae; Suessiales; Symbiodiniaceae.
GCUCCAAUACCAUUCGCGCCUGCGGCCAUGGGCCUCAUCCUUCUGGGAGUAAGGUCGCGACGAUCAUUCUUCAUGAUCCUGUUGACGAUCCAGGAGUACCACAUGUGGCUGAACGAGCUUUACGACCAGGAAAUGCUGUGGCUUCGUGUGCGGAUACGUGUCCUGACCUGGAUGCAGAGGUACUUCAUGCUCCGGUUGGCGAUCCAGUUGGGAUGCGAGAAAGCCAUGAGGGGGUUGAAGCCAUGGGGUGUGAUCUUGAGGCUGCCCUUACAGAUGGUGCGCUGAUGGCGGUGGAGAUCAGUGGAUUGGUGACAGAUGAAGGGUCACGAGUGGAUGAGAAGUCGGAACAGAGUCCGAGAGGGUCGCAUGGGUCUGUGGAGAAGAUGGGUGACAGCUGA